Molecule: messenger RNA, 675 nt
Organism: Vitis vinifera (wine grape)
Lineage: Eukaryota; Viridiplantae; Streptophyta; Magnoliopsida; Vitales; Vitaceae
Product: ethylene-response factor C3-like
Exons: 1
Coding region: 1-675 (224 amino acids)
Biological process (GO): ethylene-activated signaling pathway; regulation of DNA-templated transcription
Molecular function (GO): DNA-binding transcription factor activity; DNA binding
Source: RefSeq, a predicted model, not a curated record
AUGGAUUCCUUCUUCUUUCAUGAAUACCGAACUUCAGAAUUCUCACCUGAAUCAUCACUAUUUGAUCCUCUGGAGUAUUUUUCUCCAUGGGAUGAGCCUCUUUUCAACCAUGAUUCACUUCCAUUCGGCAUAAAUGCCUCAGAUCAUGAGAUGAUCACACCAUUUUGUAUGCCGGCUGAGGGAGCUACAGGCUCAUCUGAGCGGGCAUCAUCUGCAGUCGUUAAGGAGGAUCAUGGGGUGAGUUCCAAUGCCCAAGAGGCGACAUCCAAGAGUGAAAAGUCGUACAGAGGUGUAAGGAGGCGGCCAUGGGGGAAGUUUGCAGCGGAGAUAAGGGACUCAAAUAGGCAAGGGAGGAGGGUGUGGCUUGGUACAUUUGAUACUGCUGAGGCUGCUGCUUUAGCAUACGAUCAAGCAGCAUUUUCCAUGAGGGGGUCAAUGGCCGUCCUCAAUUUUCCUGUGGAGUAUGUCGAGAAGUCCCUUAGAUACAUGAAGCAUGGCCACAAGGAUGGUGGCUCGCCAGUAAUGGCACCAAACAACGGGCUCUCAGUAGGGCAAAAAUCAGCUAAUGGGAGAAAAGAAGACAAAGAUGAAAGACCGGCACAGAAUGUUUUAGUUUUAGAGGACUUAGGAGCUGAUUAUCUGGAGCAACUCUUGUGUUCAUCAGAAAGCUGCUGA